AGCUGAGUGCCAAUGUGCUGAUCUUCCUGUGCACUAACAUCAUUGGGAUCUGUACCCACUACCCUGCCGAGGUGUCUCAGAGACAGGCCUUCCAGGAGACCAGAGGAUACAUUCAGGCCAGACUGCACCUGCAGAGAGAGAACCAGCAGCAGGUACACCACACACACACACACACACAGUGUGUAAACACCUCCAUUGACUGACAGAAAGCAGGAAUUUUGAAGGACAUAAGUAUUACAUGCAGCUGCUAACCAAGCCUUGUCUUUUAUCUCUCCCAUCACUUCAGGAACGCCUGUUGCUGUCUGUGUUGCCAAGGCAUGUUGCCAUGGAGAUGAAGGCUGACAUCAACGCUAAAAAGGAAGACAUGAUGUUCCAUAAGAUCUACAUCCAGAAACAUGACAACGUCAGGUCAGCAUAGACACUAUCGUCCUGGUAACCUCGGUAGCCCUGACAACAACACAUCUGUUACCACAGCAUUACUUGAACCAACCAAACUGACAAGCGCUAUGACUUCUAACGUCCAACACAAUGUUCAUGUGUUUUAUCACAUGACCUCAUUUAACUGCUCUAAGCAAACUACUAUUAGCAUUCCUGUGCCACAUAUUCAACAGUAGGGGAGAGCUGGGAUGAAAGUAACACAGGCGAAAGUAACACACCCAUUUUCUAAGAUAACACAGAAGCUAGAAUGACGUAGUGAAGUCAGCACGUUCCUAAUGUGGAGGACGAGCUCCCUGCAACAAAAAAAGCAGCCCAGUCCGACCAUGUUAUCAACAAAAAGUGGUUUUGAGCAUUGUAGAGUUGUAUUUAGCUGUUUAAGGUUCCAAAAAUAUGUCAUUUUCUUAACCCAUCUAGUGACUAAAUGACAGCAUAGGCUUCAAGUAUCAUGCUAGCUACACUCUUAGAAAAAAAGGGUUCCAAAGGGGUUCUUUGGCUGUCCCCAUAGGAUAACUAUUUUUGGUUCCAGGUAGAACCCUCUGUGGAAAGGGUUCUACAUGGAACCCAAACAUUUUCUACCUGGAACCAAAAAGGGUUCUUCAAAGGGUUCUCCUAUGGGGACAGCCGAAGAACCCUUUUAGGUUCUAGAUAGCACCUUUUUUCUAGGAGUGUAGUCUUGGUGUUAGCCUUGGGAGAAGUUACAGGAGAGACGGGUGGGACGAAAGGAGCACAAUGUAAACUGAUGACCUGGAAUAAAAUAAAAUAAACUUUUAAGCACAGGCCAUUGUCUCCUCUAGUUCAUUAUGCUUUUAUAAUGUUAGCAAAAUAUCAACAAGUGACUGAAUGUUUGAAAAUUAUAUAUGACAUCAUUAGAAUUAUGCCUUAAUCAAUUGAAUUGAUGGAUCAGCUUCUCGCACGUUUUUAUCGACAGUUUAGUGGUUAAAAAUAUAUAUCUUUAUGAUUCUGGGGGUCAAUUACCUUGUGUCAAGCCAUGGUAAUGUGAUAAGCAUGAUGAGUUUGCCGUUUGUGAAGAUAAUUAAAAUGUUUAUUCUAUCAAGACACAAGGAGCGCGCAUGUCAAGGACAGCUGGAGCACCUGAUUGGUCGGGCUAAGCAUGAAUAGUCACAGAAAAUUGUGAAAAACAUCUACUACAUUCCCUUUAAAGUGAGAUGAGAAAAUGAUGGUUAAUAUAGCUUUUAUGUCAUCCAUUUUAGUCAGAUAUAAUAUUUUAAGGCAAAAUGUUGUGGUUGCACAACAUUGCGAUGUCGAUAGCAUUAAUUAUUCAAAUCGACACAAACAUAAAAUUAUGGCUGAUUGUACAUUCGUUGAAAGUAACAAACAUUACAAACCAGAAACAUGGAGAUAAGACAGAUAUUGUGCACUUCUCGCCAGCUGUUACUUCCACCCCAAGACUGUGUUACUCACAACCUACCAGCAGGUACAAAAGUAACAUGGCGGUAGUUCUGUUCUCGGUCUAUUUAAUUUAAACUAAUUUACCAUAGAAAUUAAAUUAUAGUUGCUAAUGGUAGAGGACUUAUAUAAGUUGUUUGUCAUAAAAUAUGGUAUUUCUAGCUAUAUUGAUCUCUGAGUAAUUAGUUAAAAAACUAAAAGUGUUACUUGCAGAUCAACAUUCUCAUACACACACACACACACACACACACACACACACACACACACACAUACACACACUCACUUAGGGUUUGACAGAGAGCAGGCUAAUUAAGAAUAGUAAGGGAAUACUUAAUUACCAGCAGCCAAGAUAAGAUAAUCCCCAAAGAUAAGGAGCUCCAGCCCAGAUUCAAUUAAAGCGCUGAGUAUACACUGUCUCAAAUACACACACACACACACACACACACACACACACACACGUACACACAGUGAGAAGGCGGAUAAAGGGUCAUCUGAUCAAUCAAUCAAUCAAUAAUCAAGCCUAUCUCUCUCUUUUUCCUCAGUAUUCUGUUUGCGGACAUUGAGGGCUUCACCAGUUUGGCGUCUCAGUGUACGGCUCAGGAGUUGGUAAUGACACUCAAUGAGCUUUUCGCCCGCUUCGACAAACUAGCAUCGGUAAAUAAGCAUUUCUCUUCACCUCUCUCUUUUCACCUUCUCCCCAUUUUAUUCAUUUUUCUCCAUUCAGUAUCCUGUGUUAUCUAUCUCUUUCUAACUGUCAUAACGGCUGUGUCUGUCUGUAGGAGAACCACUGUCUGCGUAUCAAGAUCCUGGGCGACUGUUACUACUGUGUGUCUGGGCUUCCUGAGCCCCGCGCUGACCACGCCCACUGCUGUGUGGAGAUGGGCGUCGACAUGAUAGAGGCCAUCUCGUGAGUAUGGGGAACGUCUGUGUGUGGGGAGAUGGCAUAUUUCCUAGACAUGAAAAAUCAUAAAAAUAUAUAUAAUAAAUGCAUUGCCUUUGCCUGUGGGGAUAUCAUGCGUUUUUUGGAAAGAAAUGUAACAUACAUCUUCUAUGUGUGUGUGUGUGCAGGCUGGUGCGAGAGGUGACAGGGGUCAACGUGAACAUGCGUGUGGGCAUCCACAGUGGCCGUGUGCACUGUGGGGUGCUGGGACUCAGGAAGUGGCAGUUUGAUGUGUGGUCCAAUGAUGUCACACUAGCCAACCACAUGGAGGCUGGGGGCAAGGCAGGGUGAGGGAAACACACACGUGCACGCACACACACACACACACACACACACAGACUGACCUAGUGUCCCUUUUCCAGGAGGAUCCACAUCACCAAGGCAACUCUGCAGUAUCUGAAUGGGGAUUAUGAGGUGGAGCCGGGUAGAGGAGGGGAGAGGAACGCCUACCUGAAAGAGAACAGCAUCGAGACCUUCCUGGUGUUGGGUUGCAGCCAGAAAAGGGUCAGUGACAAAACUAUUUCCCACAUUUACAUUUUAGUAAUUACCCAGAGCGACUUACAGUAGUGAGUGCAUAUAUUUCGUACUGAUCCCCCGUGGGAAUCGAACCCACAACCCUGGCGUUGCAAGCGCCAUGCUCUACCAACUACCUGCCAACCACCACACAUACAGGUUUAUUACAGUAUAUGGCUAGAUGGAGUACCGGUACGGCCAGAAGUGACUAUGUAGCAGGUUAGGACAACUAGCGCAGCAGGUUAGGAGAAUAAGGUUAAGGUUAGGAAAAGGGUUAGGGUUAGCUAGAAUGUUACAGUUGUCCCCGACGCAACUUGAACAUGCAACUUUUGUUCCGUAGCUGUACUCCAUUUAGCCACAACCAUUAUACAGGAUACUAGAAAGCAGUAAUGUUUCUCGCCCAUUCCAAUCAGCUUUACAUUUGCACCAGGGUUAGAAACUAUUGGGGAUGCCUUAAAAAGUGGGCAGGAAUAACCUUUAUAUUCUAUGUGUUGGGUUGUCCAUGUUAGCACCCCUUUAAUCCACACCAGGGUUUCAGCGGAUCAGUGUGUCUAACCUCUGUCUCUGUCUGUGCUUUCCUCUGUGUAGAAAGACGAGAAGGCCAUGAUGGCCAAGAUGCAGAGGACGCGGUCCAACUCCAACGAGGGCCUGAUGCCUCGCUGGGUACCCGACACAAGGUUCUCCAGGUCCAAGGACUCCAAAGUCUUCAGACAGAUGGUGAGAUGAGACCUCUCUCUCUCUUGGCUCAUCUGUGUCUCUCCUGCUUCUACUUCUAGUCUCCUAAUAGUCUCACCCAUAAAUGUCAGCUCUCCUCAGAGUGCUCUGUGUGUCCCACUCACUAGUCUCUCCAUUAUGUUACUCUGUGUCCCACUAGUCUCUCCAUUAUGUUACUCUGUGUCCCACUAGUCUCCCCAUUAUGUUACUCUGUGUCCCACUAGUCUCUCCAUUAUGUUACUCUGUGUCCCACUAGUCUCCCCAUUAUGUUACUCUGUGUCCCACUCACUAGUCUCUCCAUUAUGUUACUCUGUGUCCCACUAGUCUCUCCAUUAUGUUGCUCUGUGUCCCACUAGUCUCCCCAUUAUGUUACUCUGUGUCCCACUAGUCUCUCCAUUAUGUUACUCUGUGUCCCACUAGUCUCUCCAUUAUGUUGCUCUGUGUCCCACUAGUCUCCCCAUUAUGUUACUCUGUGUCCCACUAGUCUCUCCAUUAUGUUGCUCUGUGUCCCACUAGUCUCUCCGUUAUGUUACUCUGUGUCCCACUAGUGUCUCCAUUAUGUUACUCUGUGUCCCACUAGUCUCCCCAUUAUGUUACUCUGUGUCCCACUAGUCUCUCCAUUAUGUUACUCUGUGUCCCACUAGUCUCUCCAUUAUGUUACUCGGUGUCCCACUAGUCUCUCCAUUAUGUUACUCUGUGUCCCACUAGUCUCUCCAUUAUGUUACUCUGUGUCCCACUAGUCUCCCCAUUAUGUUACUCUGUGUCCCACUAGUCUCUCCAUUAUGUUACUCUGUGUCCCACUAGUCUCUCCAUUAUGUUACUCGGUGUACCACUAGUCUCUCCAUUAUGUUACUCUGUGUACCACUAGUCUCUCCAUUAUGUUACUCUGUGUCCCACUAGUCUCCCCAUUAUGUUACUCUGUGUCCCACUAGUCUCUCCAUUAUGUUACUCUGUGUCCCACUAGUCUCCCCAUUAUGUUACUCUGUGUCCCACUAGUCUCUCCAUUAUGUUACUCUGUGUCCCACUAGUCUCUCCAUUAUGUUACUCGGUGUACCACUAGUCUCUCCAUUAUGUUACUCUGUGUCCCACUAGUCUCCCCAUUAUGUUACUCUGUGUCCCACUAGUCUCUCCAUUAUGUUACUCUGUGUCCCACUAGUCUCUCCAUUAUGUUACUCGGUGUACCACUAGUCUCUCCAUUAUGUUACUCUGUGUCCCACUAGUCUCUCCAUUAUGUUACUCGGUGUACCACUAGUCUCUCCAUUAUGUUACUCUGUGUCCCACUAGUCUCUCCAUUAUGUUACUCUGUGUCUACCAAUUGUCUCUGCUGUUUCUCCUCUCCUGUCUCCUGAGGGCCAGCUGCAUCUCUCCCAUCCAGAGUUGUAUCUACUGCCUAAUCCCUUUCUUUUACAUCUCUCCUCUGGGUUUUUGUAUGUUGGUUAAUCCUCAUUUUCUUUCUCUUUCUCAGGGGAUUGAUGAGUCGUCCAGCAAAGACAAGUGAGUGGUUAUUGCUCUGAGGAUUUCUGGGAUACACACAAAUACACACCACCUAAAUAGACACCCAGGUAGACAGGCUCACGCGCCAAGAUACACAUUCACAUACUCUAAAGGUCUUACCAUUUUACCUAUCUCUUCUCUUCUCUCCCUCACUCUCUCUCUCCCGCCUCUCCUCCUCCCUUGCUACUCUCCCCCUUUCCAGCCGUGGUGCACAGGAGGCAAUGAACCCUGAGGAUGAGGUGGAUGAGUUUCUGGGGAGAGCCAUUGACGCCCGCAGCAUCGACCAGCUGAGGAAGGACCACGUCAAGAAGUUCCUGCUCACCUUCCAGACCUCCAGCCUGGAGAAAAAGGUCUGUCUGCCUACAUCUCCCAGAAUACUCUGGGCUUUAUUUAGUUAAUCCCUGGAGUAUUAUGUUGUUCCUAUCCACAGUCAAAGUCUGCUGAUGCUUUCCUAAGAUUUGUUUAGUCCGUUUUUAAUGAGUUUUGAUCUUUCUCUCUGGUAGUAUUCGAAGAAGGUGGACGAUCGCUUUGGAGGUUACGUGGCUUGUACUCUCCUGGUCUUCUGUUUCAUCGCCUUCAUCCAGAUUGUCAUAUUUCCACAGUGAGUGACACACACACACACACACACACUCACACACGUACAUGUUUCUAAGUCCUCCUGUCUGUGUGUCUUCUCCUGCAGCACCCCGGUCAUGCUGGGGAUCUACAUCAGUAUCUUCAUCAUCCUCACCAACAUCCUCUUCAUCUGUGCCAUAUAUUCCUGCGUUAAGGUAGGAUCCUCCACAACACACACAUCGCCUAUUGUACACACCAACGACACUAAACUUUCUUUCCUUAUUCCUCCUCUUUUGUAGCUGUUUCCAGCUGCGAUGCAGACAGUGUCAAAGAAGAUAGUCCAGUCUCGUACCAACAGCACUCUGAUGGGGGUGUUCACCAUCAUCCUCGUCUUCAUCUCUGCCUUUGUCAACAUGGUGAGACUGAACAGAUUGACCCACACACACACACACACACACACACACACACACACACACACACACACACACACAAAUUGACAUGUUUGUGUGUGUCUCCUCUGUUGUAGUUUGCCUGUGACACAGAGAGCUUGGUGGACUGUAUCUCCCGGGAGCUGAACACCUCUGUUGCCAUGGUGACGCCAUGUCUCAUCCGCAACCUGUCUGUGUCUGUAGACGGGGGUCUAGAGAUCUGUCCUAGCCAGGGCCCCUCAUGCCCCUUCCCAGAGGUGAGUGGGUGUGUCACAGAUGUCAGGUAUGCUGACUGAAAAACAAUGUUUUUUACGUCUUUAUAUGGACCAGAAAAUACCUUUUAUGUUCUUCAUAAUAACAGAUCAAUCUGAUCAUCAAUCAAUCAAUGAAGACUAAUAGUUGAUCAAUUCUCUCCGUCUUUCUGUCCCUCAGUAUUUCAGCUACAGUGUGCUGCUGACCCUGCUGGCUUGUUCAGUGUUCCUCCAGAUCAGCAGUAUAGGGAAGCUGGCCCUCAUGCUGCUCAUCCAGUUUACCUUCCUGCUGCUGGUGGAGUGGCCACAGGUGGCGCUGUUCGACAACGCUGACCUCUUCGUCACCUCCAAUGCCAUGUGAGUACUGGGACUGUGUUCAGGAGGGCACAACGUGGUCAUACAUGUUUUCUUUUGAUAGUGGAUUUGACUAAACCCUUUUCUUAUUUUUCUCCUCCAGUGAUUUCAAUGAAACUAUUCAAUGGUCCAGUUUCAAUGAAACUACAGACGAGUGGUACGUUUGGAUUCAAAGCAUUGUUUGAAAUCUGUGUAGGGGUGUGACCCAGUUUCUCUUUCUUUGACUCACUCCAUCUCUCUGCAGUUUGGUUUCUAUCUUUCUUGAUUUCUUUCUAGCCAUUUCUCUCUGACCUCCUCUUCUGUCUCUCUGCAGCCCAUUCAGUGUGACCAAAGUUUCCCUGAGGGUCAUGACUCCUGUUAUUCUCACUGUGUUUGUGCUGGCGCUCUACCUCCAUGCCCAGCAGGUGGAGUCCACAUCACGCCUCGACUUCCUCUGGAAACUACAGGUACCAUGAGCCUACAGGGGAGCACUCCUCUUCCUUGACUACAGCAGAACAAUAGUAUAGUGUAAAAUGUCCCCCACCUAUCUUAACAUUGCUCCCUCACGUCCUCCUUCCAGGCCACAGAGGAGAAGGAGGAGAUGGAGGAGCUGCAGGCGUACAACCGCCGCCUCCUCCACAACAUCCUGCCCAAGGACGUGGCCGCUCACUUCCUGGCGCGCGAGCGCAGGAACGACGAGCUCUACUACCAGUCCUGUGAGUGUGUCGCCGUCAUGUUCGCCUCCAUCUCCAACUUCUCUGAGUUCUAUGUGGAGCUGGAGGCCAACAACGAGGGAGUGGAGUGUCUCAGGCUGCUCAACGAGAUCAUCGCCGACUUUGACGAGGUAAAGAGGGAGAGCAGAGGAGAGGAUAGGAGAGGGUAGGCAAUGGGAUUUUGGAUACCAUUGUCAAUUCAGUGUCUUUUGCCCUUUGGUGAAUUUUCAGUACUAUCAUCUUUGGCCUCAUGCAUUGAAAAUGGGAUACUUUUUUGGUCUGUCUCAAACCUGAGCCUGUGUGUGUUCUCCUGCUCUAAGAUCAUCAGUGAGGAGAAGUUCCGUCAGCUGGAGAAGAUCAAGACCAUCGGCAGCACCUACAUGGCUGCCUCAGGUCUCAAUGACUCCACCUACGACCGUAAGGGUCGCUCCCACAUCACGGCUCUGGCCGACUACGCCAUGAGACUGAGGGAGCAGAUGAAGUACAUCAACGAGCAUUCCUUCAACAACUUCCAGAUGAAGAUAGGUGAGGGGAAACAGGUCUGAAAAAGCGAAACAAAGCUUUAAACAAGCUAGCUGAGGUUGAACUUCACAUGAACUUCACAUGAAGCUCUGAAACAGACAGGAUUGAGUGGGACAGAAACCAGUGUGGCAGAUCAAAGAGAGAGUUGGUCGAUAGUAAAUGGAGUAGAAUAUAGUUGGAUGCAUGAGUUUGGUACGAAUAACCGCUAUGUUUAUAACCGGCUCUCUUUUCCCAGGUCUGAACAUUGGGCCAGUGGUGGCAGGGGUGAUUGGAGCACGGAAGCCACAGUACGAUAUCUGGGGGAACACGGUCAACGUGGCCAGUCGCAUGGACAGCACAGGAGUCCCCGACCGCAUUCAGGUAUGGAGGAUGUCAAUCAGUUAACACUCAGUAGCUCAUACUCAGUUCCUAAUGUUUUUUUGUUAUUCUUUUUUUUUGGCGACAGCUAGUCUUACUGGGGUCCGACACAUAACGGAAAAGACAUUACAGACAAAAUACUUUACAAUUUACAUACAUUUAAAAACAUUUACAUGUAGUGUGCGUUUGUGUGCAUCUAUCAGUUACACAUACAUGUCAGUACAUACACACAACAAGUAGGUCACAUGGGCAUAGUGCAAAAAAAAUUCUCACCUGGCAUUUUAGCCAAUAACUUCCUAUUUCUGUUAUUAAUUUUUCCACACUCCUCAGGUGACCACGGACCUCCACCAGGUGCUUUCAGAUAUAGGAUACGUUCUGGAGUGUCGUGGGGUCGUUAAGGUCAAGGGUAAAGGGGAAAUGACAACCUACUUCCUGAAUGAUGGACCGCCCAAUAGUUAGCAGCCGAGGCAGCGCUAGCCGGGACCAUUCCCACUGCAAGGACACGGCAGCACUACUGAGGGAGGACUCACACCGUGAGCUAGCGGCUAACAACUAGCGACGCCAUCACUUGAAACCCUAGAAAAGAGAAAAGACUAUGAGACUCCAGGACUUGAGAAGGAAAGUGUUCUUGUGUGGCAGCCAUGUUUUGGAAGGACAAGUGUUUUUCUCAUUUCUAGCCUCUCUCUCAGGCUACUUGAAAGUUGCAAAGUCUGUUUAUUUAAAACAACGCCUUUAGCCUGUGUCAAAAUAAGACAAAUGCUGUACAUAAGGCUCCUUUUUUUUUCAAUCAUUUUUUAUUUCAGGAUAAUUAUGAAACAGGUACUCAUGUUUUAUUUCUGGGUUACUUAUUUAUUUUCAUCUUGAUGUUUUGUGCAAAAAGUCCUUUAUGAAAAAGUGUGAAUACAUACGUGCACAAAUAUCAAGUUUAUUACAAGUGUGUAUGUACAUGCAUAUUUGUGUGUGUAUGAAUGUGUAUAAAUUGAGAAGGAAAAUAUUGACCAAAGUAUUUACAAAAAACAAGGCAAGACAUGUUACGUUCUCGCAGAAGUCUGCAAUGAUCACCAACUCAAUCUGUUG
Messenger RNA from Coregonus sp. 'balchen', 9742 nucleotides. The record is from the annotation of a GenBank genome assembly. Lineage: Eukaryota; Metazoa; Chordata; Actinopteri; Salmoniformes; Salmonidae.